Messenger RNA from Malus domestica (apple), 924 nucleotides. The record is from RefSeq and is a predicted model, not a curated record. NCBI's taxonomy places the organism in Eukaryota, Viridiplantae, Streptophyta, Magnoliopsida, Rosales, Rosaceae.
AUGGGCACCGUUUUCUUAGUCCACGACUUGUCGUCCGACCCCUCCGCCCGUCGCCCAUUCGCUCUCAAAGUCGUCAACAAGUCCACCCUCUGCUCCAAGCUAGACGCCGAGCGCCAUGCCCCUGAUGGGACAAACAAUGCAUCUGUUCCAGAAUCCGGGCUAGUCGACAAGGCGUUGCUAGGGUUGAAGGGUAUGGUUGGAGGAUUGGUGCUGAAAGUUUGGAGGUUUUUAGUGAAGGCAUGGAAGUUAGGAGUUGAUGAGCCCAGAAAGGCGAUCCAUGCUCUCAAAGUAGGGUUGGCUAUUUCAGUUGUGUUGCUUUUUUACUACAUGAGGUCUUUGUAUGAAGGUGUAGGUGGGAACGCAGUGUGGGCGGAUAUGACUGUUGUGGUAGUUUUUGAAUCAACUGUUGGUGCUACACUAUACAAAAGCAUAAAUAGAGCAGCAGGAACUUUUCUUGCAGGAUCACUUGGCUUGGGUGUCCAUUGGAUUUCUUGCAAGGCAGGACAAAAUUUUGAGCCCAUAAUUAUUGGAACCUCAGUUUUCCUCCUAGCUUCGGCAGCCACCUUCUCUCGCUUCAUCCUCACCUUCAGCUUAGUUUCGAUUUCCGGAUAUCGCGUGGAAGAGUUGUUCGAGUUAGCUUACCAUAGACUGCUCACUGUUGGCAUUGGGACCUUCUUUUGCAUUCUAAUUAGCAUUCUCUUUUAUCCCAAUUGGGCUGGUCAGCAGCUCCACUGUUUGAUCUAUAAUAACCUGGAGAAACUGGCUGAUUCCUUGGAUGGAUAUGUGCUGGAGUACUUCAAAGACAAUGAAGCUGUGACUGAAGACAAUUGUUCUACUAAGCAAAUCAAGGGGUAUAAAUGUGUGCUCGAUUCGAAGGCAACAGAAGACAAUUUGGUAUGCCAUCGUGUUACAUGGGAUCGAUAG